This is a messenger RNA of Eptesicus fuscus (big brown bat), 1323 nucleotides long. It is a transcript of the gene TMPRSS11A, whose product is annotated as transmembrane serine protease 11A. Gene Ontology annotation, biological process: proteolysis. Bases 1 to 1323 code for a protein of 440 amino acids. Gene Ontology annotation, cellular component: extracellular region; plasma membrane. The record is from RefSeq and is a predicted model, not a curated record. Gene Ontology annotation, molecular function: serine-type endopeptidase activity. NCBI's taxonomy places the organism in Eukaryota, Metazoa, Chordata, Mammalia, Chiroptera, Vespertilionidae. The transcript is spliced from 10 exons.
AUGACCUUGACCAAAAUGGAAGACAAAUAUCUUCUUGCUGGGAAAGAGUUACUGGUGAGUUUUCCUUUAUGCAGAGCAGUAGGAUUUGGCACCCGAAGCCGAGGUUGUUUGAAACCAUGGAUGAUUGCCCUUCUCAUUGUGUUAUUGCUGAUUGUGGUGGCAGUGACCAUUGGUCUUCUGGCUCACUUCUUAGUCUCUGGCCAGAAAACGGAGUAUUAUCAUGGUAUCUUUAAAAUUUUAGAUGUACGAACCAAUAGUAAUUCUGGAGACAAUGGCGUAUACCAACUUAAGGACUUAAAAGAGAUCAUCGAAAACUUGGUGGAUGAGAUAUUUAUCGAUUCAGCCUUGAAUAACCAUUAUAUCAAGAACCGAGUAGUCAGACUGACUCCAGAGGACAGUGGUAUGAAAGCAGAUAUCAUUAUGGUGUUCCAGUUCCCCUUUGCUGAGCAAAGGGCAGUAAGGAAGAAGAAAAUCCAUAGCAUCUUAAACCGGAAGAUAAGGAACACAAGAGCCUUGUCAAUAAAUGCCUCAUCAGUGCAAGUGAAUGCAAUGAGCUCAUCAACAGGGAAGUUAACUGUCCAAGCAUGUUGUGGUAAACGGGUUGUUCCAUUAAUAGUCAACAGAAUAAUGUCCGGAGACAUUGCGGCCAAGGCUGCCUGGCCUUGGCAAGCUUCCCUUCAGCGUGAUAACGUACAUCAGUGUGGGGCCACCUUGAUUAGCAAUACGUGGCUCGUCACUGCAGCACACUGCUUUAAGAAGAAUGCAAAUCCACGUGACUGGACUGUUAGCUUUGGAACAACAAUCAACCCUCCACUAAUGAAAAGAAAUAUCAAAAGAAUUAUUCUCCAUGAGAAGUAUCACUCCCCAGCAAGAGUGUACGAUAUUGCUGUUGUGCAGUUUUCUCCCAGAGUCACCUUUACUGAUGACAUCCGCCGGGUGUGUUUGCCAGAAGCUUCUGCAUCCUUCCGACCAAAUUCAACUGUCUAUAUCACAGGAUUUGGAGCACUUUACUACGGUGGGGAAUCUCAAAAUGACCUUCGAGAAGCCAGACUCAAGAUGAUAAGUGAUGAUGUGUGCAAGCAACCAGAUGUAUAUGGCAGUGAUAUAAAAUUUGGGAUGUUUUGUGCUGGAUAUCUGGAAGGCAUUUAUGAUGCCUGCAGGGGUGAUUCUGGGGGACCAUUAGUCAUAAAGGAUCUUAAAGAUACCUGGUAUCUCAUUGGAAUUGUGAGCUGGGGAGAUAACUGUGGUCAAAGGAACAAACCUGGAGUCUACACAAUGGUGACUUAUUACCGAAACUGGAUUGCUUCAAAAACAGGCCUCUAA